Desarmillaria tabescens is the source of this 1562-nucleotide messenger RNA. Its product is annotated as kinase-like domain-containing protein. Gene Ontology annotation, cellular component: cytoplasm. The transcript has 7 exons. The coding region runs from base 275 to 1312 and encodes 345 amino acids. Lineage: Eukaryota; Fungi; Basidiomycota; Agaricomycetes; Agaricales; Physalacriaceae. The record is from RefSeq and is a predicted model, not a curated record. Gene Ontology annotation, molecular function: protein kinase activity; ATP binding. Gene Ontology annotation, biological process: signal transduction; protein phosphorylation.
GUGAGCUAUUUCUGUGGACGUAUCAAGCGUGCUCCCAUAAAACUUCUAGACUCGCAUCGGUCGGCCUGAGCUUGCGAAAGAUACUGAAUCUAUUGCUACUACGCUCACUUUUGAUUCCGUUUCCGAUGCUAGUGGAAGCGCCAGCACUCGGGCUACGACUUUCAAUGAGAGUUUUGAUAGCAUUGAUGGGAGAUCUGAUGAAUCCGGGUCUGAUUCUGGCGAAGAGUCUAAUUACAGCCCUUCUUUGGAGAAAAGUCGUUUAGUUUUUGGGCCAAUGGCCACGGUGCUGCAAGAUUUUCUCUCCUCUAACAAGCCGUGGAGAGACAUAUGUGCUAUUGCGAAUGAGGACCCGACUCUAGCCAUUAACUUCCUGCAACAGGAAUGCGAUGCUACUGUAUCAAAUUUAGAUGGUACCUACCGAUCGCGAUGCCUGAACAGUCUUUUGCUGCUUGCCAAGAUAUAUGGCAUCCUUCCGAUGUCUCUUUCCUGCCCGGCCGCCAGACGGCAUACUGGUGACCACCCGGUUUGGGGAGGUGGAUUUGCGGAUAUAUGGAAAGGCCGAAUGAACGGAACUCCCGUCUGCUUCAAGGUUCUCAGAUUCUUUACGGACAAUGGCAUUGAAAAAAGAGAGCAAACAAUCAGAAACUUCUGUAACGAGGCCCUUUUGUGGAGGAAUUUGAAGCACCCAAACAUUCUUCCCUUCCUGGGUGUUCGGAGGGACUUGUUUGCCCCAAGUUUUUGCCUGAUUUCUCCGUGGAUGAAGAACGGAAAUAUCAUGUCUUUCCUUGAGCGCAAUCCUUGCCACAAUCGACUGCAAUCUAUUAUAGAAAUCGCGAGAGGUAUGGCUUAUCUCCACUCACUCAACCCGCCUAUAGUCCACGGCGACAUUCGUGGAGCUAACAUACUUGUUACCAACGACUUUAAUUGCUGCUUGUCCGACUUUGGUUUAGCACUGGUGGCCGAAUCUCAAGCCCCAGGGAGCUCGUCGUUGUCUCGUCUGGGCGGUUCUUUACGGUGGCUUCCUCCGGAGCUGAUGGCAAUUCGACUUUUCGAUCAACGAUAUGUAACAGCAAGAGACGUCUACUCAUAUGGGUGUACAGUUAUCGAGAUAUACAGUGGCAAGCCUCCCUUCUCUCACAUCUGGACAGAAGGGGCGAUUAUCCAUGAAGUCCUGGUGAAUGGGUCUCAGCCAAAGAUGCCGUUUGAAAUGCCUAAGCAGAUCUGGGUAUUGUUGAAAGGCUGCUUCAAGACGGAUGCUAGUCGCAGACCUUUAUCAGAGGCUUUGAUUCGUGAUCUGGAGACACUUUUGUAACUACAGUGGAAUAGAUUUGACAUCUGUUAAUCCGGUGGAAAAAAUACCCAUUGUUCUCUUCUUCUUGCGUACGUACUCUCGAUACCAAAACAACGCAGAAACGUCGGUUAAUAAAGCGCGAUCCGUCUGAUGGAAUCUGCCGGUUUGCUCGACUGCUCUAGAUACAAGGGCUUGGCUUGUCUCCACUCACUCACUGACCUGUCCAUAGUCUACGACGAUCUUCGUGGUGUGAGCUCGACUAAACGUAUGC